CGAGCCUUAAAAGUUUCAUGGACUUGAUUUCUCAAUCAAGAUAAAGCCUCCCACUCUCAACAGCACUUCUCAUUCCACUUCAUCUUCACCCAGGUUUUGUUCUGUUUACCAUUCAGUCACCACUAACCAUCUGCGGUGGCUAUAGCUCAGGAGGUGGAGCAGAUCAUCUACUAAUCGCCAGUGAUUGGCACCAGGCAAUAACAAGAACCAUGGUGACCAAGAAAGUGAGGACAGAAUAUAUGAAGAAGUUCAGGGACCCCAAAUGGGAGACGUUUUCUAAAUGCUAUGAGGACUCUGUGAAGUACCGCCUGACUCGCCGGGUGAUAGAACACUCCCACAAGCCCUGGUUCUGGGAGGGCUGGGACAGCGGCUCUGACUCCAGCGGCUGGUCAACACCAAGGCUGACCAGGAACAAAGUGGUUCCUCUGUCUCUCCCGCUGCCGCCCACAUCCUUGGAGGUCAAGCAGAGGUUGUUGGAGUCAAAGACCAGUCCUGUGCAAAAGCCAGCGUGCGAGGAUGGAGAGACUGACGUGGGGGACCGGGACGCUGCGGUUGUAGAUGCGGCACAAACCACAGCAGCAGUUGUAGAAAAUGGCAGUUCUGAGGCGGUGGCUCCAACAAACAGCGCACCCUCAGACGACACACCGACAGACAACGGGCCAGCCGACUCGGCGACUUCUGAUGCGGAGCCAGUAAAGCCAGUAUCCCGACGGCAACGCCGCCGCAACACGCCACGCUCUGAGCAGCCGCACCGAGACAGUUCCCAGGAUGACAAACCAGCCGUGAUCCGUAAACCGCCGAGAGCAAAGAGCACGCCGGUGAUCAGCACCAAGGAGAAGGAGAACCACAGACCGUCCAGCCGGCUGGACUGGAGCGAGAGACAGAUGGAGGUCAAGAGGACAACCAAUGAUAGUCACACUUCUGAUGCCUGCGUUCAGACCCGCAGGGAGUCUGACAAGCAGAGCUCCAGGCUGGACCGCCGGCGGGCUCGAUCGGCUGACCUGGAGAAGAUAAGACGCUCGCAGCUGAUGGUGGUGGACGACCGCUGGAUGACAGAGUACAUGCGCUGUUUCUCCGCCCGGCUUAGGUAGAGAUGGGAUCCACCUAGAAUCCCUAAAUACCAAGUUUCCUUACGUGCAAAUAUCAGGAGGAAAUCAUUUCUCAUUUUAAUUAACAAUCCAGAGAGAACCGUGUUGCCACAAGACAACACCGCUCGCUGCGUUGUCUCCUUAGUUGACAAAGAAAUAAGAAAUAAAGUGAAGAAGUGGGACGAGCUACUGUUUUCGAUCCAGUUGAUAAAGUUCUAAAUAGUUUAUGAACAUCAAGUUUACAAUUUUAUCUUUCUGUACAUGGCUCGUUACAAAAAGUACCUUUUUUAUAAUAAAGAUCAGAGAUUCGAUUCUUUCAACAGAUUUGGGACUAUUUUACGUAUAUCUUUGGGAUUUCAGUAAUGAAAUGACACGAAACAAAUCGAAUUAACUUAAAAUUCAUUUAAUUCCCUUCUCUCUGGGAUCUUAGAUAACUUCUCUCAGUUACUGGGUGAAUUAGCGCUUGAGCCAGGAGGGUGUCACUGCUCUUAUGAGAAAGGGACAGUGUUACACGAGUGUGUCUGAUCAUUGAGCAGCAGAGUUAUCAGCUAGACUGCAGCGUCCUCUGGAAGAUGUUUGAUGUAAGAUGUGCCCUUACAUCAGCGUUUAUCUGCAUUCACGACCUUGCUGCUUUGGCUUCCUGAUGGAGACAAAAAGCUGUUAAAAGCAGCUGCAGCAGAGGACGGACAGCUCGCAGCUGUGUAUGGCGCCCCCAAGUGGUCAGAAGCUGCAGCUUUAAGCGCUAAAAUGCUCCAACGCUCUUUUUUUAAUUCAAAAUAUUUUUAUUUUUGUGGAUAUAGUUUACAAAGAAAACAAACUGUUUACAAUGAAUACAAAACAGACAUGUUGGAACAUUGUUUUCCUCUCUUAUUAUUUACCAAACAAGCAACAAGAAAAACAAAAACAAAAAAACCCAGAAAAAUAAAAAG
This is a messenger RNA of Pundamilia nyererei, 2017 nucleotides long. It is a transcript of the gene ccsapa, whose product is annotated as centriole, cilia and spindle-associated protein a. The transcript has 4 exons. Gene Ontology annotation, cellular component: ciliary transition zone; centriole; spindle. NCBI's taxonomy places the organism in Eukaryota, Metazoa, Chordata, Actinopteri, Cichliformes, Cichlidae. Gene Ontology annotation, molecular function: microtubule binding. The record is from RefSeq and is a predicted model, not a curated record. The coding region runs from base 210 to 1091 and encodes 293 amino acids. Gene Ontology annotation, biological process: regulation of mitotic spindle assembly.